AAAAAAAUGACCCUUUUUAUUCAUUAAGAUCACAAAACUUUUAUAUCAACUUUUAAUUCUAUAACAAUUCAAUAAUAAUAAUAAUAAAUGAAAAUAGCCGUUUUUAUGCGUUUCUUUUCCGCCAAUCGAACUCGACCGUUAGAACAGCACACGAGAGAUUCAGUGCUCCACUCCACUGACUAUCCGUUGCACCACAAAAAUUGAGUUCUCAUUACAAGUUGGACUUCAUCUCCACUUUCAUCUGACAUUUCGACAAAACCACAAAACACACAACUCUCACGUACUUUACCGUUUUUUUUCCUUUUUUUCCUUUUUAUUUUCCUUUUCCAUUUUUGUUCUUAAAAUGGUUGCAAGAACCCCACCAAAGCUGCAGAGGAAGAAAAUGGCGGCUGUUACUCCGCACCUCAGCCCCACUCUCCUCAGAGAAACUGUUAAGAAGGUGGAUAAGUGUAUGGCUCGAUUGCAAGAGCUUCAACACACGGUAAAAGGCGGGUCGAAAGUGAUUUCCGGUGUGAGUUUGAGCCCACGGAGAAAUUAUAACCGAACGAAUGUCCCGGCUUUCAAACACGACUCAUUGAGGAUAAGAAACACUAAUCCACGAAAAUCGUCCCCUCCCGGAAAGCUACCGCAAGUAAACACAGAGGAUUGGCGAAGAAUGUCAUUGCCAGCAAUGCUGUUGGGCGAGACACUGAGUGAACUCGUUCAAUCAACUCAGUUUGCACGAACCAUUGUGCAAUCAGCAGCAAUAAUAAUCCCUUCAACUCCUCCCCUGAAGAGAAAACCUCCUAUGCAGAACAAGAAUCUAGAGGACACGUGGCAGACAAUGCAUUCGCGGAGGAAGAGAGAGAAGCAAACAAUGCGUGUGGGUCCCGGUACUUGGAAAUCCAAAAUAAACUUGAAGAAAAGUUCUUCUUCUUCUUCUUCUUCUUCUUCUUCUUCUCCUUUGUACAAAGAGUGUGAGAAAGAAAAUUGUAGGUAUGUAAUAUCAGCCAAUAGGGUCUCGCCGAGAAAUAAGCCGUGGGCCCGAAAGACUGUCCUUUUCCCGAACCCUUUGUUCCGAGAAAAUAAAAAUAUUCCCGUUAUCAAAACUCAAACUCCACACAAGUUUCAAUCGGCAAACACACUCAAGGGAAGAAAAUACGAGGAGAAGGUGAUAAUGGAAAUCGAGAAGAGUCGAAAUACGGCACACAAGUUGUUGAUGAUGCAAGGGAAAAUCAAAAGCCCGGUAAUGGAUGUUUCGGCUAAUUAUUCCUCGAGAAGAAUGACGGGCAAAAAAUUGUCGAGGAGAUCAUUUUCACCGUCGAGGCUUGUGAAUAGGAUUGUGCAUUCGCCUUUGAAAUUCAGAAGCUCUAUGUGCAAAAGAAUGGAGGGUGUGUGA
Molecule: messenger RNA, 1378 nt
Organism: Striga asiatica
Lineage: Eukaryota; Viridiplantae; Streptophyta; Magnoliopsida; Lamiales; Orobanchaceae
Source: the annotation of a GenBank genome assembly